AUGUCGCCAAAAAGCUACAAGCAGGUUGUCUAUGCCGAAAGGCCGAAUCCUACAAUUAUUCCAGAUAAAACCUUCAACGUCAAAACCGCGUCGCUACCGACGUCAUUAAAGCCCACUGAGAUUCUAGUUCGCGCACAUUACCUAUCCCUCGAUGCUGCUAUGAGAUCAUGGCUAACUGCUAAGAGAUCUUACAUCGCCCCUGUGGAAAUUAAUGAUGUUAUGCGAGGCUCUACAAUUGGCCAGAUCCACGAUAUUGGCUCGGCUAUUGACUCUACUAAGUUCAAGAAGGGAGACUGGGUGGUCUCCAUGUCUGGGUGGGCGGAAUAUGCUGUUCUCACUGAGAAGCUAGUAGAGAGAUUAGACGUGCCUCCUGGGUGUAGUCCGAGGGAUUUCAUGAGCGUUUUGGGAAUUACAGGUUUAACAGCCUAUUUUGGGCUGGAAGAGAUCGGAAAAGUCAAGCCUGGUGAAACUGUUGUCGUUUCCGGGGCAGCAGGUGCAACAGGUAGCAUGGCCGGUCAGAUUGCCAAGAUCAGAGGUGCUAGGGUGAUUGGUAUCGCUGGUGGUCAAGACAAAUGCGAUUUCUUGACCUCGGAGCUCGGCUUCGAUGCCGCAGUUGACUACAAAAACCUAGAAUGGAGAAACCAACUCCGUGCAUUGACACCCAAGUACAUCGAUGUCUAUUUUGACAACGUCGGCGGUGAAAUUCUGGAUGCGUGUUUGGCCCGUGCCGCGAGGGACAGUCGCUUCAUCAUGUGUGGUGCAAUCAGCCAAUAUAACACUGCCACACCCAAAGGACCAGCGAAUAUCUUAAACGUGAUUUCUCAACGAAUAACAAUCAAGGGCUUCAUCGUUUUUGAUUUUGCCAAGAAAUACAAUGCUGCGAGGAAAGACCUUGCAAAAUGGUUGACCGAGGGCAAGUUAAAGAGCAAGGAACAUAUUGUCACAGGUGGCAUUGAAAGGGCACCUGCUGCUCUUGUAGACCUUUACGCCGGUGGUAAUACUGGCAAGAUGUUGGUUGAGAUUGCUCCGAUGUCUGAGGCUCUCCCUGGAAGCUCAAAAUUGUAA
This is a messenger RNA of Orbilia oligospora ATCC 24927, 1065 nucleotides long. RefSeq lists its product as uncharacterized. The record is from RefSeq and is a predicted model, not a curated record. The transcript is spliced from 5 exons. Gene Ontology annotation, molecular function: oxidoreductase activity, acting on the CH-CH group of donors, NAD or NADP as acceptor. The coding region runs from base 1 to 1065 and encodes 354 amino acids. NCBI's taxonomy places the organism in Eukaryota, Fungi, Ascomycota, Orbiliomycetes, Orbiliales, Orbiliaceae.